AUGGAAGCAAUAAAAAACCGAGACAAUGCAGAACGAGAAAUCAAAGCGCUAAAGAUGCAGCUCAACAUGGCAGAAGAGACUCGUGACAGCGUGCGGAGGGACCUCAUGGAUGCGCACAGGAAAAUGCGGGAGUGCGAGGAAGCAAAAGAGUCUCAAAGAAAGGAAAACUUGGCGCUCAGAAGACAAAUCAAAGACGAAGAAAUUGAAAAGAAUGCAUUUCAAAAGACCUGUGAAGAGCUACGAGAGAAAGUAAAACAAACUGAAAGCGAGCGGGCUGAGACUAAACGUGCUCUGGACGAACUCGAGAACAAAUUUAGAGUGUGCGACGAUAGUCGUACGAGCCUCACCGGGGAGGCGAACGAUCUUCGUAGCCGAGUGAACGAGUUCGAGGCGGAGCGCGCCGAGACUAGGCGAGAACUGCAAGAGGCAUUGCGUCAAGUAAAGAUUCUCAGCAGCGAGUGUCUGAUGGGGAAGAGAGAAGCUUCAGAUCUUCAAGAGAGGCUGGCACAUGAGGAAUCUUUACGCGAAGAGUUACGACAUGAGGCGUAUAACUUAAAACAAAGUAUACUGCAAGUGGAGAGCGAGAAGGAGGAGGCAAAACAGAAUGGGGCGAAACUACAAAGAAGGUAAGGAAAGAAACUUGUACAUACUUACUUUAGGUUUUUAGCUUUUGCAUGCACAGCCAAAAGUUCUGUCAACCUAUAAAUCAAACCAUACUAUACUUUAAGACUUUCAAGGCUUCCUCAGUCACUUUAGUCUAGUUGCAAAUCCUUCUCAGACUACAAACCAUCAGUGUACCUAAUCCCAUUUAAGCUCCCUUCUAUCAUAUUUACACCUCACAGUAAAUUUUGACCGGAACUGAAACCUGUACCACUUUAUAGAGUGUACCUCAGCUUUUACGAUGUAGCCGUCACGCUCUCAAACUUCGAAGUAUCUCAGAGUCCCUUGCUUAACUGAUAAAUUUUGCCUGGUAUUAAAGGAUCAAAGAAGCAGAGGACACCUUUGCGAGUCGAGAGAAAGAUUACCAAGCUCAGAUAGAGGAGUUCAAACAGUUUGAGCAGAAGGCCAGAAGUAAAAUGAGAGAAAUGGAGAAUCUUCUCGAACAAACGACAUUUGACCGGGAAAAUUACAAAGCUCAGCUGUCUGGAAAUGAUGGAAGAAUUAGCGCUCUGGAAUCUCAACUAUCUCGAGUUGAAGCUUCCAAAAAUGAAUUGGAAUUUAAGCUUUCAAGUCUUUACUCAAUUCUUCGAAGAUCACUUGGCUUACGAUCCCAGUCCCGACCUACCUCGCCAACCGAGGGUAGUCCGAAGAAGAACCAAAGACCAUACCGAGGGCGACCAAGAUCGGGCUCAGGUAUGUCUAGUUUGAAGCUCAAACAGGUGGUUUUCUUCUUGUUUAGGUUAAGAUAUUUCAAAGAGGAUCGGGGACCUUUAGGCAUAUAUAUAUAUGUCAUAUCGCCUCGCCUGAGUCGAAGAAGCUGUGGGGGUUUCACACACACAUACAUUGCAAUGAAGUGACUGAUGACAAGAGCUGUUGAACCCGUCAGUUUUAUUGUUGAGACAGAACAUUACCAAGACAUCGAAGAAUUCAGCUGAAGCCUAAGCAUCUGAGCUACCUAACUCAGCUCAAUAAAUGCCUCAUUCGUGACACUGAAAGCACAAAUCUAAGAUUCUGCUCCAUAACACUGACACUGUUUUGUUCCCUUUGAUAGAUGACUCAUCGGAUGACAUUGAUCCGGACGCUGUGAAAUCGUCCUUAAGUGAGCUGCUACAGAACCUGAAAGACGCCGAGAGAAAGAAAGAGGAGAGUUCAGUGAAAGUGGACAGUUUGCAGAAUUCUGUGGCUAAGUUGGAGGAAGAAAGAGCGGCUCUGGACGGAAAACUGCGAGCUGUUCAUCAGGAAAUGAACGAAUUAAGAGAACAGAAAAGACUACUGGAAGAAAGAUUGAACAGCUCAGAGACUGCACUUACGUUGCAGGUGAGGUGAAUACUUUUUUCGGUGUCAGGUGUAAGAAAAGUUUGAAUAAGUCAUUAACACAUGUACACAUUACGCAUUAGGAAAAAGAACGUUUCUACAAAUUGGUAAAGGAUUAGUUGGCCGCACGGUUCACGUUUAGUACCUCAGGGCUGGUUUAUUGUACUGUUUUCUUAGGGGAGACGCUUUAUCACCACGGUGCUUCUCUCCCCCUGGGCGUGUAAAUGGGCACCAAUAAUUCACCAGUGUGCGUGUGGGUGUGGGUGGGGGGAGGGGCCUGCAGGGGGAUAACUUUCUAUAGUAGCAUGCUCUAGAUCUGAACGCCUUGGAAACUGAGGUGGUAAACUACCUUUUAGAGACUUAAAUUUUACCUUCGUUGACAAUUUAGCACCUCCUUGAAGAACAAUGAAACUGCGGUUAGUUAAGACAAAAAGUUUAGAGACUGCUGCUUUUCUGUUUUCAGGAGGAGGCAAUUCAAAAGGUUGAGCGAGAACGAAAUGGCAUGAAUGAAAAAUUGCAAAUGUUGGAAGGUACAUUGGGCCUGUCGGAAAGCGAGAGGAAGCAACAACAAGAGAAGAUAAGAGAGCUUCAGGAAACAGAGAAAAGACUGAAAAACGAAAAGCACACAUUGAGGGCCCAAAUGGAAUCUUCAUCCGGAGAACUAACGAAGAACGAGUUAAAGCUGAAAGCCUUGGAUGGCGAAUUGCAAAGGCAGAAGCGUGUUCAACAAGAUGCGGAGGCUGAAAAUAGAGAACUACGUGAAAGGUUGAGUGCUGCUUUAAAAGCAAAUCAAGAAUUGGAAAGCAAUGUGUCCAGUUUAAACCUUGCAAUUCAGAAACUAAACAGUGCUGUGUCCAAAGGGGAAGAAGAGGAGACGCGGCUAAAAGAAAAGGUACAGGCUUUGUCGGUUUCUCUGAGUGAAAGCAAUUGCAGCUCACAAAACUUACAAGACCACAUUGCUCAACUUCAGCGGUCUCUUGAAAGCUCAGAAGGCGACAAGCGUUUGCAACACGAGAGAGUGGUAGCACUUCGCGAAACGGUGAAAGAUUGCAAGAAUGAAAACCGUGUGUUGGCUGAAAAAGUCAGUUUCUUGGAGAAAACCAGAGAGGAGGCUGAACUGCGGAUAAAUGACUUCGAAAAUCAAGUAAAACACGUAAAAGGUCUCCUGAUGCAGCGUCAACAGCAUGAAGAUGAACUUCUCGUUAAACUGCAAGACCUGGAGAGUGAAACUCAUGCUCUCAAAAGCGAGAACUCUUCUCUACAUAAAACAAAUUCUUCCUUCGAGGCUGAGAAGAAAGAUCUGGAAAAAAGCAACUUGCGAAUUGGCAAAGACGUCCAUGCUCUUAAAAAGACGCUUGAUAGGCUCCAGAGAGAAAGAUUGGAGUUUGAAGAAUCCUUCUUUGAGUCGAAUCAAGAGAAAGAAGCUCUCAACAGAACGCUGAGUGAGGCGGCAAAGGAAAACCUAGAGUUAAAAGAAAGAGUAGAGUCAUUAGAAAAGGAGCUUCAACUGGUCCAAGUCAAACACACGGAAAGGUAAUAGGUCUUCUUUAACAAGUUAGUCUGUCCUUCAGUGAGUAAACUAAGAGGUGGAGAGUCUCUCAGUAAGGUAGUCAGCCUGAUGCAUUUCAGUAGUCAGUUAUCGACAGCCGUCAAACAGCAAUUCAGCACAAUUUUCAGUCUGCUAGCAAGCCAGUUACACAGUGACUUAUUACAAUUGUCAGUUCAUCAGUCAGGCGGCCAGUCAUACAGGGACUCAAUGCAUUUGUCAGUCAGUCAGUCCGCCAGUCAUACGAGCACAAUUGUCAGUCUGUUGGAUAGCCAGUCAGUCGGUCAGUCAUCUGUUCCAAUGACAAUUAAUUACAAUUGGUAGUCAUUCUUUAAACACUUCUUCCGUCCGUUUUUCUUUUCUGUCUAUAGCUUACUAGAAAUAACAGAGAAACAGCAACAAGAAUUGGAGAAAGAGGCGAAAAGAUCACAUUUAACACUGGAAAAAACACAGAAGACUUCCGAGAAGCGAGAAAGAUCGUACAAGGCAAAGCUGGAGGCUUUGGAGAAGCAGGUAAUUAUUUGGAAAGUUUCAACCUAACCGUAUGUAUAGUCUUUUAAUUAAUUUGUUUGAUAUCCCUUAUUUGCCUCUAGAUCUCAGCAGUGUUUUUCGCUAUAAAACAGUGAAAUCAAUCAGGCUUUUUAAUUUAUGUUCUAGGUUACUUUCCUCCAAACUGAACUCCACAAUGAACGAGAGCAGAAAAUGGUGCAAAGUAACAAAGCUGCAAUAAAAAGCGAUGAAAUACGAGAGGUUCGGCAGUCUUUAGGCAAAUCACUCCAAGCAGUCGAAGAGGACGCGAACAACCUUCGCAGUAUGCUGGGAAAAUCUCUUCGUAAAAUCGACCGUUACACCGAAGCUAUCCGACGAAACGAACCACCUCUACCAUCCACUGACACAGAGGGAUCAACCGUGGAUACGUUUCCCCGUCAACAAAUCGAUCGAUCAUCGGAAGAGGCGAAGUAUCCCCGAUCAUCGAGGAGAGGAACGAGGUCGGCCUCACAUACGAACUCUAGGGAACGAAGCAAAUCUCAUGGACUGCCAUCCUCUGCUCGUGCCUCAUCUUCGGGUGUUAUUAUGAGCAACUCUAGAAACGAUUACGAAGGUGUGGCGUUAGAAUUAUCUCCCGAAAUUCACUCCCCGCUUAGGAGGUAUAGAAGAGAUAAGAAAUCUGUCAAUUAAUAUCAAAGGUGUGUGCAUCUUACUAAAAUGUGUUAAAUGGACCGUUGCGUGCAACCGUUUGAGAGAAAAAGAAAAGAAUGAAUUGUUUAAGAAAUGCUGAAAUCAAUGCAAAUCGUGAUAAUUUCGUCUUGUAUAUGAAUUCAGAGAUAAUUUUAAUAAUGUGUAUAAUUUAAAUUCGCACGAGUCGAAAUCAAAUAUCUGUAAACUGCGUGAUUGCCGACGCAUUUUCAAUUAAAUAACAUUCCAACUGAAUUUAUUCGGAUUAAAAUAGUUAGGCAGGAUAUUACCGUGUUUUAGAAAAUAGAAUUGUGAUUUUUUGGCUUAUGCGCCUGAGAUCGCUUCUGUUCACGCUAUGUACAGUAAUAUUUCUUGAUCAUUCUGUGACUUCAUCUACAAUCCUUCUUUUUAGAUUGUAGAUAUUUUAUUGAUAGGGUUGUCAUUAUGAUGAAGGUAUCAUUCGUGACCCUGUACACAGUCAUGCUUUUCGACUUCAACCUCUCAGUUUGUCAACACUUAUGGUACAAAAGAUUUCAUAUUCGUCGUAAGAGAGAGUUUCGAUCUAUCUAUAAGAGAAAAUUAUACGUGUACUUAGGAUAACACCAGAAGAAUGCACAAUUUGUAAUAAUACACUUUAAACUUCCGUCC
Messenger RNA from Pocillopora meandrina, 5344 nucleotides. Lineage: Eukaryota; Metazoa; Cnidaria; Anthozoa; Scleractinia; Pocilloporidae. The record is from the annotation of a GenBank genome assembly.